Clupea harengus (Atlantic herring) is the source of this 2089-nucleotide messenger RNA. Its product is annotated as fatty acid-binding protein, liver-type-like. The record is from RefSeq and is a predicted model, not a curated record. Gene Ontology annotation, molecular function: lipid binding. Lineage: Eukaryota; Metazoa; Chordata; Actinopteri; Clupeiformes; Clupeidae.
GUCCAGCAGUUGAACACAUAUGACUGUUGUCUUGAUAGUUCCACAGGAUACAGAGAGCAACUCUACUGUUUCUAACCAUCUUCUCCAUUCAUUUUACAUUAUUUUCUCAUAAGAACAUAAGGAAUGUAAUAUGGGCCUGUGUAGGUAUUUUGUCUUUGUGAGAGUUGGUAUGGAUGAAAAUGGAUGGGUCUCUUCCUCCAAAUCGCAGUUCACUUGUAAGUAUAGAUUAUGUCAAGAGAAGGAACAUAAUAAAAACUUUAGUGUGUGUUAUAGCUUGGUAAGAGCCUUGAGUAAGGCUGAGUUGGUGUUGGCCUCCUCACCUGAGUCGCAGCAGAUGCCGGGGGCAGCGCAGUGUCCGUCCUCGGCAGAAUGUCCUAAGCCAGUGGUUCUCAAAGUGGGGGGCGCGAACACUCUCCAGGGGGGGCGCGAUGUCACAGACGGAGAGAAAAAAAAAAAAACGCCGACCUGUCACUGGUUAGUGAAAGCUCCCUGAGUGGCAAAAUGCAAGGGGCUGGACUGAUCCAAACAAAUCAAAUACUGUUUUGCUCCUGAUCCACCAAUCAAAAUGGAGUUUUAUCAUUUGAACGUGAGUUGCACCCAAGCUUCCGAGUAUGAAAAAAACCCCGCAGGCAUGGUAAGCGCUCACCCUGAGACAACACUCUGCAGAGUUUGUUCAAUUUCUCUUGUUUCCUCUAUCAUUCAGAUAUGCAUUGCUUUAUAAACAGUCUUUUUAAAGACUCACUGCUUCCUUAGUAAUACCUUACAGCCAGUGCUGUAGUGGUAAAAUUAGAGGUGGGUAAACUAUGAAUUUUGUGAUCAGACAGACCUCGACGCGAUGCAACACGACGUGAAGCAAUGCAACACAAAGCGUUGCGACUCUGUAAGGCUGUCCUGGCUAUAUUCCAUUAUGAUAUCAGUUAAAGUCAUAUUAAAUCAAUGACAGUUAAUAGAUGAGUUUGUAGUUUAUUAAAUUUCAAGAAAACAGUAAAGAAAAGUAUGUGUAGGCCUCACAAAAAUGAAGGGGGUGGUGGGGGAAACAAAAGAAAGGACCUCUAUAGGACCUAAAAAAACUAAAUUAAGGCCUCUGGAAACAGGCCCAGGGUGAUACACCUGAAAAGUUUAAUAUAAAAAGAAACCAUGCUGCAAUUAAACACUUCCCCUGUUCUUUAACCAUUGGAGAAACCUGCCUUGCAGGGGCAUGUUCUGGGGUUCAUGGCUCUCCUGUGAUUCACCAGCCAGGACUUCACAUACUGUGCUGGAUUGAACAAGCAUGUUUUUGUCACAUUGAGAACUGACUUGUUUUCAAAUAAUCUAUGUUUCCAGUGUAUUUCGCUUACAUGCUACUCUACACCUUUCAUGACUUCAAAUAACGUAUUGAUUAAGCAUAUAGGGUGGAACCACUUCGUCAAUUACUUUGAACUUGCUGCUUAGUGAGUUGAUUGAUUACAGUGGGAACCUUAUCAGCGGCAACUUUUUAGUAAUGUUUCGUAACUCAUUACCUCAUCAACGUCAUACAAUUUCCAGUGAAAUCACUACAUUCCUCGACCGGGUUAGUCAUUCCAUCGGGGCUAUAUAAGUGGUCCUGCUAAACUCUUGCUUUCUAGUAGAAGUUCAUAAUGGCCUUUGCUGGAAAAUAUCAGCUGGAGUCUCGGGAGAGCUUUGAGCCUUUCAUGAAGGCUAUUGGUCUGCCUGAUCUACAGACUCAGAAUCGCAGAGACAUCAAGAGCGUCUCUGAAGUAGAGCAGAAUGGAGAUGACUUCAAGGUGACCGUUACCACUGGUACAAAGGUCAUGGUGAACACCUUCACGAUUGGGCAGGAAUGUGAGCUGGACACCCCGACUGGAGAGAAAGUCAAGACUGUUGUGCACUUGAAUGGGAACAAGCUGACCGUUUCAUUGAACGGCAUUGAGUCUGUCACUGAGGUGUCUGGAGAUUACAUUUACAAUACGAUGACUUUGGGCGACAUUGUAUACAAGAGAGUCAGCAAGCGCAUCUCAUAAUUGUGUUUUUGAGGAAAAUAAAAAGAAGAAAAUCAGUGUGAGCAUUGUCAUUACUUACUGCUUGCACUUCCUAAGCUCUGCAUUUGCAU